Ornithodoros turicata is the source of this 394-nucleotide messenger RNA. RefSeq lists its product as uncharacterized. The transcript has 5 exons. The record is from RefSeq and is a predicted model, not a curated record. The coding region runs from base 41 to 394 and encodes 117 amino acids. Lineage: Eukaryota; Metazoa; Arthropoda; Arachnida; Ixodida; Argasidae.
GAGGUUUCUGGAAUCGGGGCUUGAUUCAAAGCUAACUGAAAUGCGAACCAUGCUUGAUACAAUAAGCUCAUUGCUUGCCCCGGGCACCGGUCAGGGAAAUGGGUCAUUGGGGGAGGCCAAGGGAAGUUACAGUGGUUCUCACUUUGAGAGAGGCGACCAAGAUGAGGAUGUUCUGCUUUCAGACAGCAUGCAUGAGGAAUCUAUCUUCAGUGAGUCCUGCGCUGUCGAAGCUGUUUCCAGUGGGUCCUGCAUGCGACAACCACAGCUUGAAAAUCUGGUGCACUCAGGGAGGUCUGCCAUGGGAGAUCGAGAUCAGCCAAGGGAUUUCUGCCAUGCUAAUCAAACUGUGACUGCUGCCAUAGCCGCUGAGCCUCCUGGUAAGGGCAUGUCAUAA